Messenger RNA from Calypte anna (Anna's hummingbird), 4575 nucleotides. RefSeq names its product zinc finger DHHC-type containing 3 (gene ZDHHC3). The transcript is spliced from 7 exons. Gene Ontology annotation, cellular component: endoplasmic reticulum; Golgi apparatus. Gene Ontology annotation, molecular function: protein-cysteine S-palmitoyltransferase activity. The record is from RefSeq and is a predicted model, not a curated record. NCBI's taxonomy places the organism in Eukaryota, Metazoa, Chordata, Aves, Apodiformes, Trochilidae. The coding region runs from base 439 to 1422 and encodes 327 amino acids. Gene Ontology annotation, biological process: peptidyl-L-cysteine S-palmitoylation; protein targeting to membrane.
UAUGUUAAAUAACAGCGGGCUAAAUACGUGAUUCAGGUCUGCCCCGGGAGCCGUUCAGAGAGCGGAACAUCCCCUCGGCAGGGAAUUUGAACUCGGAGCCUCCAGCAAUUUCGUCGGGGUCCUCUAUGGUCUGUUGCCGAGUGGCAGUGAAGAAAGGGGGUCCUGUAAUCUCUUAAUGAAUUUCAGAGACGAGACGAGGUCCUGUAAUCUCUUAAUGAGUUUCAGUGAUGAAACACCCCCGUCGGCGAGCGGCUGGACGGUGGAGCCGACCCUCUUAGAGCUUCAGAGGUUGUCUUGGUCACCUGGCGUGUGACUGCGGCUGUCCCAUGGGACCGCAGAACUGUUGCGACUCAAGCAUCGGGAGUAGUCUGUGUUGAAACCAUGGCGCUGUGCUGGGUGUAGUUGAAAUGGACGAUGCAAGUAUGGACAUAAUAGCCUAUGAUGCUUACUCCAGUCCACCGCUUCAGAGAUAUUGAAAGGAAACCUGAAUACCUCCAGCCAGAAAAGUGUGUUCCACCUCCUAGCCGCCCUUCCCUGGGAACAAUGUGGUUUAUUCGAGAUGGCUGUGGUAUUGCAUGUGCUGUCGUUACCUGGAUGCUGGUGUUCUAUGCCGACUUUGUAGUCCUUCUUGUCAUGCUAGUUCCAUCGAGAGAUUAUGUUUAUAGUGUCAUCAAUGGCACACUGUUCAACACCUUGGCUUUCCUCGCUUUGGCUUCACAUUUUCGUGCUAUGCUGACAGAUCCAGGUGCUGUGCCCAAAGGUAACGCCACAAAGGAGUUCAUUGAGAGUUUACAGCUAAAGCCAGGACAGGUGGUUUACAAGUGCCCAAAGUGUUGUAGCAUCAAACCUGACAGAGCACAUCACUGCAGUGUUUGCAAGAGGUGUAUUCGGAAAAUGGACCAUCACUGCCCGUGGGUCAAUAACUGUGUAGGAGAGAAUAACCAGAAGUACUUUGUACUGUUUACAAUGUAUAUAGCACUGAUUUCACUGCAUGCUCUAAUCAUGGUGGGAUUUCACUUCUUGUAUUGCUUUGAAGAAGACUGGACAAAAUGCAGUUCCUUCUCUCCACCAACCACAGUGAUUCUCCUCAUCCUUUUGUGUUUUGAGGCUCUCCUGUUUCUCAUCUUCACCUCAGUUAUGUUUGGGACCCAAGUACACUCCAUCUGCACUGAUGAAACGGGUAUUGAGCGUCUUAAAAAUCAGAAGCCAACCUGGGAGAAGAUCAGCGGCUGGGAAGGAAUGAAGCUGGCAUUUGGUGGUGCUUUCUCCUUGAAUUGGUUCAAUCCCUUGUCAAACCUGAACUGUGAGAACCCAGCGCUGGCCGAAACGGCAGCAGCAGCUCCUGCAUCUGCAAUAAUGACCCAAGAAGAAAUCGAGCAGUUUCUCACUCGAGAUGUUGCUGUUGAAGUAUUAAAUGAAUAAGCAAAGCAUCCUCUAAGAUACCAAGAGCAGCUUUCAGGUGUUGGUUUAUUUUUUUAAUAACUACUCGUGCUGGAGAUUUACGGGGUUGUUUUUUAACGUACUGCUUGGUGCAUUAAAAAAUUCAGGAGUAUUUGGAAGCCAGGUACAGCACUAGCAGAAGCAAUAGCAAAUCUCCAGAGAAAGCUUUAUAAGUGAUGAGAUUCAUAAGCUCCUUUUUGGGACCUGUGGCAGCUGCUUUAUUGAGCUUUUAUUACUCGGCCUAUAAGGAGAGUUUACUAAUGUCAGAUAGAUUGGUCCCAGCUCUCUGAAAUGUGCAGUCCUAAGGAGUCUGAUUAAUCUUCUGUUGUUACAGCAUUUUGGAGGGCUAAAUAAUAAGCUCUGUGCAAUGGCCAGAUUAGCCCAGCUUUACAGGUUUUCUUGGAAAAAUGCAUCCUUUUUAGCUCAUCCCAUGGAUGCUGCCUCUGGACUAUGAAAACUGCUGGUGCACAUGUCUUGGCAGAGGUGGCAUACUGGGCUGCAGACACAGCAGGUGGGUGAGCUCACCCUGCGUGUAAUUCCUUUGACCUCUGAAAUAUCUCCAGGGGUAUAUUUUAACCCUCUGUGCUGGUGGGACUGCCCAAGGUCGGUGAGGUUUGGCUGAGCAGUGUCAGGGCCCAAGAGGGCUGGUGCUGGUGCCGCCUGGCCUGUGGGAGUGUUUGCCUGCACCCAGCACAGCCGAGAGUGGGCAAGUAUUGGCCAGGUUGCUGAGCCACUGGUGGUGGGAAUCUUUCACCCCGGGGCUGUGGUUUAUUAGCACAUGUGGGGUGGGAGCUGCCUGGCCAAACUCUGCAGCCCAGAAGGCUGGUCUAGGCCAGGCAGGUAUUUUUUGCAGUCAAAGAAAAGAGGGAGGUAUGAGCGCUCUGCUGAUGGAGGUACUGGCUCCUUCCAUUGGAUUUGUCUGAUUUAGGUGUCUCUUUCAUUCUUUUUAAAAUCUUUCCUCUGUAGUCAGAGUUGUGAAUGAAUAUUGCUUCUUAAUCUCACUGGGGUUUAAUGUUGUCCUAUUAAUACUUCCCAUUAUGCAGGGAUUCCUUACACUAAUUUUGCAAGCAGCUCCUGGUGAACAUCAGUGAGCCUGUGGAAGGUUCAUGGCUCAAGGCAGGCAUCUCUGCAGGUGGCAGUAGUUGCAGCAAAGUCAUGCAGAGGUGCCAGCAGCCACUGCAUUCCAGCACACUACAAGCCCUUGGCAUGCUCCAGAUGCCCUUUAGUGUAGUUUCACUUUACACUUUUUUUUUAAACAUUAUUACUUUCUUCUAGACAUCUCCCUUAGCUAAACUGCAAGUAAAUUUUGCAGGAUAUUAGAGAUGUGCUCCUGGUUUUUCUCUGCAGGACAUGUUUGACUUCAUCUCUCCCCUCCCCUCUAAACAUGGACCAAAGAUAAUUGUUUCCUCUCAAAAAUAAGAGAAAGGAGUUUGGGGGGAUGAAAGCGUGAGAUUGUGAAUGACCUAGAUUAAGUUUUUUAUUAUUUAUAUUAGCAAUACCAAAUGGAACUUGUGCAAAAUUUUAAAUUUCUUUUUCCUCCCCCCAAAAAAAGGAUCUUUGUAUUAAUAGUGUGACAUCCAGGGCUACUGUGGAGCAAUGAGGUUCUCUCCUGGCCUUGUUCUCUCUGCUAGAGCAGUCCCUGUCUCUGGCAAAGGGUCUGAGAACAAAUCAAGUGCCAUGACUGAUAGGAGCACAGCCUGGCUAAAACCCAGCCAGUAUUCCCAAGUGGUUGUCCCAUCCCUUAUACCCUCUGGAUGUCUUGUCUUUUUCAGUGGAAAAUAAAUGACUGGGACCUGUGUAUUUAUAAAAAUCUUUUUGGUAAAGGGAAGCACCCUGCAUUUGGGGGUAAUCAGUGUGUCCUCUCGUGUCAUUUAGGCAUAAGGUCUUGAAUGUCAUUGCUCUGUGCAGCAGUGUGAAGAGUUCUAUAAGAGAUUUCCAAUAAGGAUGUUGAAGGAGGAAAAUAAGGCCCAUUUUAGCUCAUGUUUUCCAAUUUUGGCUUGCUGCUUGGCCUCUGCAUCCACUUAAUGUCCCUGCCUCCAGUGCCAUGUCUGCAGGGUGGGAAUGGUGCUGUGGGUUCCUGAGGGGAGAAUCUAGUUGGUGUUUGAAAAUCACCUUGAGGCAAGCGUAGGGCAAUGUCAAUUUGGGCAAGACCCCCUCACCCUGUGUUUCAUGAUGCAGCUCAGGACACGAACCCCACUUAUGUGGUUUUGGGUAGGCAGCAUAUUUCUUCUUCCAAUUCUUGAACCUGGUUCACCUCAAUAUGAGGGGAGGUGUCUGUCACUUUGGUUUCCCACUACCCGUGUUGUCCCUGAGGCGCUGGCAUUUUUAGGCCAUUUUGUUAAUAGCUGAAAUGGAAAAGCAAUGUGAAGAGUGGGGUGAGAGCCAGAACAGCCUCCUUCCCUCCUCCCACAGUGAAAUUCUGGUCAUACUCUGACACAUCCCUGUGUCCUGUGCAGAGCUGUGGACAGACAGCCCAGCCCUGGAUCUUAUGCCACCAAGAACUGAUGGUGUGACUCCUUGCAUCCAGCAAUCUGGUUUUAUUAGUGUCUUUUGGCUGUCAAUCUCCCUUAUCCCCCUCUUCUUCCUCCCAUGCAAAGUUCCAGUACCCCUUGGUGUAGAUGCUGUCUCAGUGUAGUGUGGCAACUGUCAGAAAUUGCAAAAGUACACAAGUUGGAAAAAACCUGUUUUAUCUACAGCUCUGGCAUAAACCUACAUUCUACCUGGUAGCUUGAGACCAAAUGUGAUUUUCAUGAAAUUUAAACCAAACCUACCAUUUUCCUUCCCUCCAUGUGCUCAUUGCCCCUUUUUAAAUUGUGCCUUCAUCUUUAGGCUGUGCUGCUGUGGUCCUGGCUGGCUCUCCAGGCCAUGGGGCUGUGCUCCUCAAGGGCACUCCGUGUACUGCAGGCUGCUGGAGAUCCCAUGGCUGCUCCAGCUGGAGGUGUUAAAACAUGACAGACAAGGUCGUGGCAGACUUGAAAAGUGUUCUUGUAUUUCUUAUUUGGUGUCUUCUACAGCAGGUUUUCUAUGCAAGUGAAGAAUUUACAUCUCUUGAAAAAAAAAUAUUAUAUUUUGCUGUUUGUAACUCCUUUUUAUGCCUCGGGUUGCUAUUGUACUUAUUAAAGAACUAAUAUUUCA